Entelurus aequoreus (snake pipefish) is the source of this 1269-nucleotide messenger RNA. It is a transcript of the gene ccndbp1, whose product is annotated as cyclin D-type binding-protein 1. Lineage: Eukaryota; Metazoa; Chordata; Actinopteri; Syngnathiformes; Syngnathidae. Gene Ontology annotation, biological process: regulation of cell cycle. Gene Ontology annotation, cellular component: nucleus. Bases 108 to 1136 code for a protein of 342 amino acids. The transcript is spliced from 11 exons. The record is from RefSeq and is a predicted model, not a curated record.
CCCCCUGUUGCCUCGUCUUUUGUCAUCCCCCGGUAAACAAACAUGCUUCACGUCUUUAGUUCCACAACACGCACGGUUGAGGCUGAGUGGAAACUUUUCUUGUCGACAUGAGUGUGGACAACUCGACUGAAGAUGUUUGUGUCACUUUACGCAACUUGCUGAACACCAUCCAGUGCGUCACAGCCCGGGUCAGAGAUGGAGAGUCCAAUGAGUCUGAUGGAGACUUCAACCUUUCUACCUUUUGGGACACUUUGAACCAGGCGGGGAAAGUUGUGUCUCAGGAAGCCACCAAAGUCAGCCUCGCCUUCUCCAAGCCGCCGCUGCCGUCACCGCAGGAUGGAGGGACCCUGGCUGAGUCCAUCCUUAAGAGUGUUCUGAGCCUUUCAACAGUUUAUUACUGGCUUCCUAAGAGUCAAGGCAUCAAUCUGCGGCAGCAAGUCCGAGAAGCUACCGUCGAGGUCCUAGAGGGGAUCGCACAGCUGCUGGAGGUCAUCCUGACUUCACCGCUACAAAGUCUUACCCAGGAGCAGUUGACGUCUACCGGAAGUGUGUGGUCAGCUUGUGAUCACUUUGCCCAAUUGCCUCAAGACAAUAAGGCAGCGGCACUGGUGGUCCUCUCCAGUCAGACUGGAGUUGUCAAAGACGCCAUUGAGGAGGUGGAACAGGCGCUGUCCGAGGCACACGACCCGUUCAGCGACGUCCUCGAUGAUGAGGAGGAGGAGCCUCGUGGUAACCAAGACACCUAUUGGUCGGAAAAGGACCGGCGUGUGAUUGCCGCGUGCCAGGGGAUGAUGAAAGUGUCGGCGGCGUGCCUAAGAAAGCUGACGUCAGCUGUUAAGGCAAACGGGGACGCCGGCACGCCCCAGAAGGUGGCACAGCUUGACGACCUGGCGGAUAUUGUUAAGCAGAUCAGCCCUGAAGUUGACGACCUGGCUCUCUGUCUUUACCCCCCUAUGGACUACAAUGGUGUGGAGAACAAUUUGUCUAAACUGGCUGCACUGAUGAAGAACCUUCUGGCAAUCAUCAGGUCAAGUCAUGUCUGCGGUGAAUCUGAGCUGACGUGGGUUCACUUUUUAGAUGGUGCUGUCGAUCACAACCUGCAAAAAGCCAAAGAUCUCAUUCAGCUGGACAGCUAGUGUGUGUGUGUGUGUGUGUGUGUGUGUGUGUGUGUGUGUGUGUGUGUGUGUGUGUGUGUGUGUGUGUGUGUGUGUGUGUGUGUGUGUGUGUGUGUGUGUGUGUGUGUGUGUGUGUGUGUGUGUGUGUGUGUGU